AUGCCAGAAGCGAAUUGGAACAAACCAACGGCGUCCUUCAAAGACACGCCGUGUAGAAAUGUGAUUAUUCAUGGAUACUGCAAGUUUGAGAACGAAGGAUGCGAGUUCAACCACGGCAAAAGCAAGGAACCCGAGGAUAAUGGGCCUGUACAAAGAACAGUUACACCACUCAAUGUGAGGUUUAAUGCGAAAACAAGCUCUAGCUUCACUCCUGGGAAAUCCCCUACAAUGAGAAGUACUGGGGAUUUCUCGUCGCUACCAAGUUUCCAGCCUGGGCAAAGCGUGAUUCCUGACCAAAAUCCUGUGCUUCAGGACGGAUCGAUGAGUUCAUCCGGCAUGUUGAAUGCGAAUGCUGCUUCUUUUGCACCAUCUUUCAAUCCAUACGCGUCAGAAAGUUUCACACCGUCUGUUUCAGCUGGUGGUGGUGCCGGUGGUGGUGCCGGUGUUGGUGGUAAUGGCGGCGUACCGCAUUCUUCAGAGGACCUUAAUGGCUCCAUUCCUUCACCUGUGCCUUCCAAUCCCUAUCCAGGAAGUACAGGAAUGCCACCAGUUGGUAUACUAGGCGUGGGCCACCAUAUGGGGCCUCCUUUACCAUCUCAGGGCCAGUCACAAGGUCAAGGUUCGGUUCCACCACCGCACGCUCACAUCCAUCCGCACCCACAUGCACCACCUCCUCCUCCAGGAUCUCUUCCUAUGAACCCCAUACCACCGUUUCCGACUGUAUACCCACCGACACAUUCUGUGUUGCAGUAUCAUUUGUAUGCUCCAGAUCCGCCUCCACAUUUGAAAAUACCAUUGAAACCUAAUGAACGCACUCCGGAGAUGCUAUUUAUCAACAACAACUUAAGGGAAAGACUUGUCAAAAACAACCAAACUGCGCUACAAGUUUUCCCUAGGGGUUCUUUGCCAGAUAUUGUCGGCGACUACUUUGGGCUAGUUCCUAUGGAUUUCCACAAUAGAACUCCAGAUAAAAAGAGAUACAAUGGACACAAGAACUCGCUCUAUAAAGUGUUUUCUAACCAGGAUGGUAAAAUAUAUUUCAUGCGCCGUAUUCACGAUGUCAAAAUUACAGAAUCAGCACAGGUCUCCCAACCAUUCCAAGCUUGGAGUAAAUUACGUUCGGCCAACGUGACUAUAUUAAGAGAUGCGUUUGUGACUACCGCAUUCAAUGAUAGCUCAUUAUGCAUGGUUUUUGACUAUUAUCCACAAUCUACCUCGUUAUUCGAAGCAUAUGGCCUAGGUGCGUCUGCUCCAGAGCUAUCUCAAGACUACAUAUGGUCAUAUUUGAUCCAACUAACAAACGCUCUUCAAGACGUACACUCCCAUGGAUUAGCUUUGAAGGACCUAGACUGGAAAAAGACUAUAAUAACUGGUGAGCCAGGAAGGAUAAAAAUUACUGACCUUGGUGUAUACGACACGUUAAAUUACCAACAAGAGGGAAGGGUAUUGCAUGAUGAUCAACAGCAAGAUUUUGUCGCCUUAUCGGAACUCAUUAUGGCUCUAGUACACAAACUCACUGGCACAACUGGGCCUAUCGACACGCUAAACUCGUACCAUAUUGACCCGCUGUUCAAAAAGUGCGUGCAGUAUCUGCAGGAUUCAGAAAAUAAGAAUAAGAAUAUCGAGGAGUUUACCAAGAUCUUUAGUCACAAGUUGCUUUCAGUGCUAAACUCAUUGCAGUAUAACGUCGAAUAUACCGAACAACAGUUAUCUAGAGAACUUGAAAAUGCAAGACUCUUCCGUCUAAUGUGCAAGAUAAAUGCUAUAUAUGGCAGAUUGGAAUCUAGAAUAGACAUCAAUUGGUCAGAGUCCGGUGAGAAGUUCCCGAUCAUACUGUUCUUCGAGUAUGUGUUCCACCAAAAAGAUGAAACGGGCAAAAAUAUCAUGGACCUAACACAUGUCCUAAGAUGCCUAAAUAAGCUAGACGCCGGUAUUACAGAAAGAGUGAUGCUUGUAACACCGGACGAAAUGAAUUGUAUCAUAAUAAGUUAUAAAGAACUGAAGGAUUUGAUUGAUUCAACGUUUAGAUCGAUCAUUCAGUAG
Kluyveromyces marxianus DMKU3-1042 is the source of this 2043-nucleotide messenger RNA. RefSeq names its product PAN-complex poly(A)-binding subunit PAN3 (gene PAN3). The transcript has a single exon. Gene Ontology annotation, biological process: nuclear-transcribed mRNA poly(A) tail shortening; protein phosphorylation; mRNA processing. Gene Ontology annotation, cellular component: P-body; PAN complex. Bases 1 to 2043 code for a protein of 680 amino acids. The record is from RefSeq and is a predicted model, not a curated record. Gene Ontology annotation, molecular function: protein kinase activity; ATP binding; metal ion binding. Lineage: Eukaryota; Fungi; Ascomycota; Saccharomycetes; Saccharomycetales; Saccharomycetaceae.